AUGUUCUUCAAUAUCGCUCGGUUGGACGCAGGGCAUUCCGCUUGUAGCAUCAUAUGCAGGAAUGUCAAAGACGCUAAACUCAACAUCUCCAUACUAAUCGAAUGUCGGUCAGAUGUGAUCGGAUUUCCAGGAAAUGACCUUGCUCAUCCGGUAAUGCUGAAGUUAAAGACACGCGGACAACACUUGCUGCAAUCACAGAGUGUGCACAAAAGUAUUAAUAUUAUCACUGACAGGAUAAACGGCGAAUCCGAUCAUUGUGUAACCGUUACGAACGUGUUGAGUGCCGAAUCCGGCCUGUCAAGAGGUGAGCAAACUUGUCAGAAAUGGUUACAGAAACGUCUGAAAUCAAGAGGCUAA
Dicrocoelium dendriticum is the source of this 357-nucleotide messenger RNA. NCBI's taxonomy places the organism in Eukaryota, Metazoa, Platyhelminthes, Trematoda, Plagiorchiida, Dicrocoeliidae. The record is from the annotation of a GenBank genome assembly.